Camellia sinensis is the source of this 1055-nucleotide messenger RNA. Lineage: Eukaryota; Viridiplantae; Streptophyta; Magnoliopsida; Ericales; Theaceae. The record is from RefSeq and is a predicted model, not a curated record.
UUCAUUUGUUUCUAUCCAAAAGCAUGGCACCUCUGUGAUCCUGAUGCGGAAAAAGUAUUUAAGACCCUAAGGAAUGCAGGUGUAAAAUUGGCUGUUGUGUCAAACUUUGACACUCGAUUGAGGCCUGUUUUGCGGGCUCUAAAUUGUGAUUACUGGUGUGAUACUGUGGCAGUAUCAGCUGAAGUUGAAGCAGAGAAGCCAAAUCCGACCAUAUUUAUAAAAGCUUGUGAGUUGUUGGGAGUAAAGCCUGAGGAUGUUGUUCAUGUGGGGGAUGAUUGUAGAAACGAUAUAUGGGGUGCUAGAGAUGCAGGUUGUGAUGCUUGGCUAUGGGGAAGUGAUGUACAUUCCUUCAAAGAGCUUCAGAAUUCAAUAUGCUUUUGUUGCAUUUAUGUAUGUUAAAUAGCUAAAAGACCCACAAGCCCCUGCGGCGAGAUCACUCAAAACUCUAAAGCUACAUGAUUAUUUUAUUUUAUUUUGGAUUGGGAAAAAUGAUAAAAAUUUAUGGGGCUAUGUUAUACGUGUAUUUUUGUAGGUUAUAUUGGGCUAGAUAGUGCUGAAUAAUACUGAAACAAGAACUUUGAUAAGGUGCAAUUGUAUUUCAUAUUCUGCUAUGGAGCACAAUGAUAUACUAAAAUAAAAGAGGAUGUCUUUUUGAAUGUAGUGUUGUGUUGGUGUUAGUUACAUGUCCAAUACAUGUUCAACAUAGAUAGGCAAAUUUAUCGCAUGGUUAUUGGGCUUUUUUUACCUCGGUCUCACCAAAAGUGGGGUCAAGGGGUUACUCUUAAUAAAAAAAUAAAUAAAAUGAAAAAAAGAUAGGCAAAUUUAUGAGAAUCUAGUGUGGAUUUAACCCAUGGCUUUGUGCCACAGUGGUAUGGUCUACAAUCCCUAUAGUGGAGAUUGUGGGUUCGCGCUUCAUGUGGUGUUGGGGCUGAUCUUUUUUAAAAUAGGCUAGUGUAGGUUCUAAUGAGUGAAAAAAAAAAGAAAAAGGGGGAGUGUGAAUUUAAGUGAUUAUAAACAAAACAAAAUUUGGAAAAUAGUUGUGAGGAUACAAUAUG